Impatiens glandulifera is the source of this 533-nucleotide messenger RNA. RefSeq names its product histone H2B-like. The record is from RefSeq and is a predicted model, not a curated record. Bases 40 to 459 code for a protein of 139 amino acids. Gene Ontology annotation, biological process: nucleosome assembly. NCBI's taxonomy places the organism in Eukaryota, Viridiplantae, Streptophyta, Magnoliopsida, Ericales, Balsaminaceae. Gene Ontology annotation, molecular function: DNA binding; protein heterodimerization activity; structural constituent of chromatin. Gene Ontology annotation, cellular component: nucleosome. The transcript has a single exon.
UUUUUCUCACCUACAAUCUAUCUAUCUAACUUCAUACAAAUGGCGCCCAAGGCUGAAAAGAAACCGGCCGCGACAGCAGAAAAAGUUCCGGCGGAGAAGAAGCCAAAAGCUGGAAAGAAGCUUCCAAAAGACGGUGUUACCUCAACAGGAGUUGACAAGAAGAAAAAGAGGACGAAAAAGAGUGUCGAAUCAUACAAGAUCUACAUCUUCAAAGUUAUGAAACAAGUUCAUCCUGAUGUUGGUAUCUCUAGCAAGGCAAUGGGAAUCAUGAACAGUUUCAUCAAUGACAUUUUCGAGAAGCUUGCUCACGAGUCAUCCAAACUCGCACGCUACAACAAGAAGCCGACGAUUACUUCUCGUGAGAUCCAGACUGCUGUCAGGCUAGUUCUUCCUGGUGAAUUGGCUAAGCAUGCUGUAUCCGAAGGAACCAAGGCUGUUACCAAGUUCACUAGUGCUUGAUGGCAUAAUUGUUUAUGUUCUGAUUUGCUAACUGAUAUGUUAAUUCUAUAAUGAAAUUGUUGGUUGUUGAUCUU